Camellia sinensis is the source of this 3207-nucleotide messenger RNA. RefSeq names its product KIN14B-interacting protein At4g14310. The record is from RefSeq and is a predicted model, not a curated record. Lineage: Eukaryota; Viridiplantae; Streptophyta; Magnoliopsida; Ericales; Theaceae. Gene Ontology annotation, molecular function: protein binding.
ACCUUUGUCUGGCAUUCUAAGCCCCCAACAAAAUUCUUCACUCUCUUCAGAUCCAAAUCUCCUUCUCCUCCAACCCCAUAUUUAACCUAUAUAUACCAAAAAAUUAUAUAUAUAUAUAUAGAUGUCCGCGUCGUCAGUUCGCCGGAUGAAAGAACGCAGCGUCAGAGGAGGGAAGGUCACGGCUGCGAAACCUUCCAAAACGCCAACCCCAGUCUCUGAAAAAUUCACCGGUGGAGAGACCUUCAAGAAGUCCACCGGAAAGGAAAACCCUAGACCCACUUCCAGGGGCCGAGCUUCGGUGGCAACGAUGCCUCAGAAACCGGCGAUUCGGCCAAUGCCUCGGAUUGAGAAGCCAUCGACAGCGGAUCGAGAACCUCGUCAAUCGGUUCCAAAAGGUAGGAGCUCUAGUCCGUUUGAAUUCAAUCGAAUGUUGUCUGAUAUGCGUAAGGGUCGGGGUUCUAGGGUUUCGGAGGAUCGGUGUGAGAAGGGUUCGGGAGGUGAAAUUGAGAUGUCUGUUUCGAGUGGUGGGAGAAUUGCGAGUGGAAGUAGAAUUUAUGACAAGUGUCAGCAAAAGAUGGGUACUUUGAGGGAAUUGAAUGCGAAAUCAAGUGAGCGAAGUGAGAAUGAUACUAGGGUUUUGAAGGAUAAGGAAAUUUCAGUGAAUAAUGAGGUGGGUACGGUGCAAAGUAGUGAAAUUUAUAAGAAACGUGAAUCGAAUCCUGAAGAAAGUGAAGAAUCUAGGCUUAUGGUUUUAGAUGAAUGUAAAGGUGUGAUUAGUUUAAGCUCAAUUUCGUCAAAAUCAUGCUUCGAUAGUUGUGAUUCCGAGUCUAAUUUAGAUGUUUUGAAUGAUUUUAGAGUUCAUGAAGAAUCGAAGGGAAGGUCUUGUGUUGACCCAAAAUUGGUUGUAGUUGAGAAGAUUAUGAAUUAUGUUGAUUUGGGUGUGAAAGAAACGGGGCGAAAAACUCUGAAUUGUUCAAGAGGUUCAGAGAGCUUGAAGCAGAAUGGUUUAAUUGAUGAAGGUACAGGUCGUAGUGUCAACAAAUACCCAAGCAAACUUCAUGAGAAGAUUGCCUUUUUGGAAGGGAGGGUUAAGAGGAUUGCGUCCGACAUUAAGAGGACAAAAGAGAUGUUGGAUAUGAAUAACCCAGAUACGUCAAAAGUGAUGCUUUCGGACAUUCAGGAAAAGAUUUCAGGGAUUGAGAAGGCAAUGGGACAUGUUAAUGGUGCUGGUGAGAAUAUGGGUGCACCCAAUUCUACUGUAAAUGGUGAUAUAGAGAGUAAAACUUUGGAUAGGAGUCAAAACAAGGAAGUGAAUCAUGUGAAAAAUUCUGUUAAAGGCUUGAAUACUGAACAGCUGGAGGCUAGACUUUUUCCUCAUCAUAAGUUGCUUAGAGACCGGACAUCAUUGAAAUUGUCAUCAGGAAGCUCUCAAAAUAAUCAGGACAGCCUUGUAGAAUCCAACUGCAAAUUAAAACCUGAAGAGAAUCCGCUGAGCACAGUUGAUGAGAACCUCAUUGCAUUGGAGUUCUUGGCCUCCCUUAAUAAGGAUCAACUUAAGGUCACAAAGAGGGGUGAAAAUGUCAGUUCGGAGAUAUCUGAAGUUCAAGAAUUUGAUGAUUCUGUGCCUUUGACAUCUCAAGACUCUUUAAACGUGGUCAACAGAAAAGGGGAUCUUGAGCUCAUUCUAACGACAAAUGAAACACUUGAUGAGUUUGAUGAUCAGGAGUAUACACCGGCAAUGAUAAUUGAAGAGGAUAUUGAAGAUGCUUGGAUUAAUCAGUUAAAUGAUAUUGGCCGUAAGACCUCAACAGGGGGAUGGUUUGUAUCAGAGGGAGAAGCUGUUCUUCUUGCUCAUGAUGAUGGUUCUUGUUCCUACUAUGAUAUUGCAAAUUGCGAGGAGAAAGCUGAAUACAAACCCCCUGUUGGAGUCUCACCCAAUGUAUGGAGAGAUUGCUGGCUAAUUCGCGCCCCUGGUGCAGAUGGUUGUUCAGGAAGAUAUGUCGUGGCUGCAUCUGCUGGAAAUACAUUAGAUUCAGGAUUUUGCUCAUGGGAUUUCUAUGCUAAAGAUGUGCGAGCUUUCCACAUUGAAAAUGGGAGUACAACUACAAGAACAGCACUUGGCCCCCUAUCCAACAACACUCUAUAUAGAAGAAAUACUCUAUCUUGUACGAUGGCUCCAGAAAAUCAACAAUGGUGGUAUAAACCUUGUGGACCACUUAUCGUCUCAACAGCCAGCUGUCAGAGGGCUGUUAGAAUCUAUGAUAUUCGUGAUGGAGAGUUGAUCAUGAACUGGGAGGUGCAGAAGCCUGUGGUAGCAAUGGAUUACUCAAGUCCUUUGCAAUGGAGAAACAGAGGAAAAGUGGUUGUAGCAGAGUCAGAAAUUAUUUCUCUAUGGGAUGUGAGUUCUCUCAAUCCUCAAGCACUACUCUCUGUUUCUUCAUCUGGCCGAAAAGUGUGUGCGCUUCAUGUGAAUAACACGGAUGCUGAAGUCGGUGGGGGAGUAAGGCAAAGAACAAGUUCAUCUGAAGCAGAAGGAAAUGAUGGUUUGUUCUGCACCACUGAUUCCAUCAAUAUAUUAGAUUUCCGCCACCCAUCCGGUGUAGGUCUCAAGAUAUCCAAACUUGGCGUCAACGUGCAGUCUGUUUUCUCUCGUGGGGAUUCCAUUUUCAUUGGCUGUACUAACGCAAGGCCAGCAGGAACAAAGCAGCCGUGUUCCCAGGUGCAACAGUUCUCAUUGCGCAAACAGAGUCUUUUCAGUGCUUACUCUUUGCCAGAAUCGAAUACCCAUGCCCAUCACACAGCCAUAACACAAGUUUGGGGAAAUUCAAAUAUUGUCAUGGGAGUUUGUGGGCUGGGACUGUUUGUUUUUGAUGCUUUGAAGGAUGACGGAUUGCAGUCUUUUGCCACUGAUUACAGUAGCAUACAGAAGGUUGCAGAAAUAAUUGGACCGGAUGAUUUGUAUUCCCCUUCUUUUGAUUACAUGGCAUCCCGAGUUCUCCUCAUAUCAAGAGAUCGCCCGGCUCUGUGGAGGUACUUGUCAUAAUUAUGAUGCAUGCUUGAAGACUUAAUUAGCAUAUUUUGUCCAAAAUAGAAAACUAUGAGCAUGAUAAAUGCUGUUGUGUAUGUUUUGUUAUAUAUAGCAUGGUGUGUGAAACAUUAAAAAAAAUUUGCAAUUUAUUCUAGUAGAGUUCUUUUUUAUUUAAAAAA